Messenger RNA from Xyrichtys novacula (pearly razorfish), 9909 nucleotides. The record is from the annotation of a GenBank genome assembly. Lineage: Eukaryota; Metazoa; Chordata; Actinopteri; Labriformes; Labridae.
GUUGGAUGGCGUGGUUGGGGCGGGACCUGUUCACGGCGAAGUUAGUGUGUGCUAGUGUAUGAGAAGCAGGAGCGGAGCGGGUAAGUGUUACAGAACUUUACAUAUUAAACCAGUCAGCCUGUUAGUUACAAUCAAUAUUUAAGCCUGUGGUUCUGGUGACAAAUGUGGAGAAGACACAGGUAUUUGUGAAUGAAGCCAGGGAAGAGAGGCAAGGCUAGGUUCAUUGUAGAGUAAGCAGCAGCAUUAGCCUCUGUAGCUAACGUUACUUAGACAUAAGAGCAGCAGCAGCUUUUGUAAAGCUUUCUGUCCUUUUAAAUGUACCCUUCUCUCUACAUAUCUGCAUGCAUUCAGUUAAGAUAUGCACAAAGUAAAUGUUGGCUCGUUAUUGUCCAGUCUCUUUCUCUAAGGUGUACUAAGCCUGGCUGUCAGAACUUGUAAGGCUCUCUCUGACAGUAAGUUGCUGUCAUUAAAGUUAGCAAUUAUCAGAGCUCUGUGUUGUCUAGACUUAUUGUACUUUUGAGUUUUCCCUUCAUAAAAACGGGAAAAAAGGUGGACCUGGUUGGCACAGAUCCCUGCAGAAGUUUCCCAUUGUGGGUGCUUCCUGGUUCCUGACGCCACAUCUUGGUGCGUGGCCUUAUCUGGUUGGACUGGAGGAGGAAGUUCACUCAGAGUUUUGAGGCAGAGAUACACUUCAUGUAUAUUAGACCAGUGUUGGUACUGACCAGUAUCAGACCUGUUGGCACAUAUUGACCAUCUGCAAACAGUGUAGCAUUCACUGAAAAAUAAUUGUUGCUUCACAUCCUUUUAAUGAUGGUCAGCCACAUGUUUUAGCCUCUUGAAAUGAAAGAAUGUACUCUGUGUGAAAGUAUUAUAAAAUUUUAAUUUUAAAGUGGAAAAUGAACUUAGAAGGCCUGAAUGACUUGACUAGAGAACACUGUCCACAGACAUUUUUAGAAGAUGAAGAGAUGUGUGAUAUUGGACAAUAUUGUGGUUGAUAUCAGUGCAAGAACAUUAUCACUCUGUAGAAACCUGCAUUUUCUGAGCAAUAAAUUCUCAGAUUUUGUUGUUAAACCACCUUACCUUUUGGUCACAGCUGCUAUAUUUCUUAGCUUUGUGAAAUGAAUGAAGUAGAGGCUGCUGACAAGUUUUUGUGGACGUCAACACUUUUUUCUGUUUACAUUUCAUAAAGUCUUCGUACAACAGGAUGAGAGAUCCUUUUUUAGGUUUUAAUUUUGGCAUUUUUUUGCCUUCAUUUGAUAGGACAGCUGAAGAAAGACAUUAAACUUAGGGAAGCAAAGAGUGGGAGUGGAAGAUAUGCAGCACAGGGUUAUGGCCAAGAAUUUACCUGUAACUACUUUGAUUUGAUUUGAUUUAUUUGGGAUCCACAUUACCCUUGGCCGAACCUCAGCCAUUCUUCCGGGGGUCCUUAAACCAACUCACAACUAAUCAAUGCAAAUAUCUGAUGUGUAUAAUAUGCCCCAUGUAAAAAUAAUAGUAAUAAUAAUUAAAAAAAAUAAUAAUACAUAAAAUAAACACAAAACAAAUGAUGACCAUGGGCAGAAAUCUUCAUAUCUGCUAUUGCAGUUAAUAUUCUAAGCGUUUAUUUGCUGAUACUUUUACUACACUGACAAUAACUUGCAUCCCUAAUAAUAAGGAAUUAUUUUGAGUCCCUGGUCCAGUUAAGGAUUCCAUAAUGAAAUUUAAAAAAAGCUAAAACAGUGCAUAGAAAUAAAAAUCAUACUAGAAUCUACCUCUUGCAUUGAUUAUUUCCACAUUGACACCAGAUUUUCUCAAUCAGUACAUCCUUUAAAGACCCUGAUUGUUGUUUUUUUGUCCAUCUUGCUCGCAUAUAAACUAAAUUGAAUCAAAAAGGUUCUUCAUUGGCAGGAUUUACUGGUCUGUAACCACAACUUGUAUAAACUGAAGUUAAAUAUUUAAAUAGUAUACUGAAAAUUUUUUAAAACAAAGUGGAAAAACAAACUUUUGAGCUCAAUCAGCUCUAUUCAGUGUGCACUUUAGAGGCAUUGACCUAUAUUCAGAGAAAGAAGUAUAAGAGCUGAAUAAUAGUUAUCUUUUUCACCAUCUCAGAGUCCUCUCAUUUGACUUCCCUGUCUGUUUCUUACAGUUCUUCUGUCUUUGUCUCAUCAGGUAGUACGGUGAGCUGUCCCUAAUCCCGCCAAAAUGACCAAGCUGGGCUUCCUGCGGUUGUCCUAUGAAAAACAGGACACGCUGCUGAAGCUGCUCAUCCUGUCUAUGGCUGCUAUCCUCUGUGAGUUUGCCGCACAUCACAUUAUCUUUUCCCUAACAACAAUGAUAAAAAUAACGUUGUGAACUCACCUGACCUGAUGAUUUUGUCCUCUUCAGCAUUUUCCACAAGGCUUUUUUCCGUCUUGAGGUUUGAAAGUGUCAUCCAUGAGUUUGAUCCGUAAGUAAUGCUUCUGUGAUUUCUGAGGAUUAGAAAUAGAUUUACUCUGUUAUGCAAUACCUCAAAUCCACUUUCACCUCACCUGCAGGUACUUCAACUACCGUACCACCCGCUUCUUGGCAGAAGAAGGAUUUUAUAAGUUUCAUAACUGGUUUGAUGACAGGGCAUGGUAUCCUCUGGGGAGGAUUAUUGGAGGCACCAUUUAUCCAGGUACAGAUCAGGAUGUGUGGUUUUCAAAUCUGUCAUGUGGAGCUGUACAAGUGUUGUGUAAAGUUUAGAGGAGGGAUGUCAGUGAACCUUGAAUAAAAUUGUCUUUUCUUUCUCUCUUGUCUCUCUUCAGGACUGAUGAUCACCUCCGCUGUUCUGUACCAUGUCCUUCAUUUUUUCCACAUUACUAUUGACAUCCGAAAUGUCUGUGUCUUCCUGGCUCCUUUGUUCUCCUCCUUCACUGCAAUAGUCACCUACCACUUCACCAAGGAGCUCAAGGUAAAACACGAACUACUGUCUGCAACUAUUUUUCUAUUACAGGGCAUUUAAGCGGUUAAGCAUUGGCUUUUGAUGAAUGUUCUCAGAAUCAAAGAAACCAGUGUCAAAUUUAUCUGGACUUACUUUUUGUGCUUUUUAUACUUGAACUCUGAUUUCUCUCACAUCUUGUACUAAACAGCUGCUGUAGAUGUGGCUGUGAAUCAGCUUUAGACUUAAAUGUCUACAUGACUUUAUCACUGCCCUGCUGUCAUUUUCUUUUGUUUGCAUCAAGCCCAUAAAAACCACUUUGAUUGAUUAAACCUGCACAGUUCAAAAUGAAAUGCAACCAAAACUGAUACCACUUCUUUGAGAGGAGAAGCAGAUUGUUGUCUAGCUGUUGUCAAUAUAGGAGAGAAGGCACUUAAACAACACAUCAUCUCAGCUUUUCCUCUUCAAGUGUUUGUUUUUUGCUCAGCCGAAGUCAACAGAUAAAAAUCUUUAAAAACACAAACUCCCUUUACUGGUUCUGCUUUGUCAAUCAAUGCCAUUUCAUGAGACUGUCACGUCGCUUGUAUUUCUAUCUACUGUUUACUUAAAAGUUUAGCUGCCUGUCAUUUAUUGAUAUUCUCAACAGUGUCACUCUGACAUUUGGUCAUGUAGGUGACCAGUGUGUGUAAAACACUGAAAAAAGCUAACAUUAUCUUUCAAAAGGGCUCUAGUUUACCUAUCAAAGUGACUCAAUGGCCCUUCAGUGUAUACAGUAAAUGUUUUACAACAUCGAUUCACUGCAUUAGUCCAACUAAAACUGGACAUGCUAGUUUGACUAAAAUUGCUUUGACCCUGAAGUCUCCAUUGUUGUCUGCUGCUGAUGAUCACCAUAAAUCUAUGUGAUAGCAUGCGUCUUAUUUGUACCAAAAGUAAAGUGUAGAGUAUGUCACAAUGGUACAGGGCUGCAGAGUAGUCCACAUUUUCACUGUUAGACUCACAAUUCGUUAGUCUCUUGUAAACUUGUUUGUUGAUCUUUUUGGUUUGUGAUGUAAAAAGUAAUUUUCCUUUAGUUACAACUGAAAUAAGGGCACAUUGUCACUUCCUGUAGCAGAGGCAGACAUGUUUUUGUCAGUGAACCGAUUCUUGCUUUUUGUUUAAUAGUAGAAGGACAGUAGUCAGCCAAUUGAUCAAGCUAUAGCUGUAGCUCAGCUUACUUGUGCAUGUAAACGUGACUCAGGGGACCAAUGAAACAUGGGGUCCUUCACAUGUUUAGCAUCACUGAUGAAUAUACUGUUCUCUAAAAUGCUCAGUUUGGUUUGUGUCCAAUACUUGUUGUUCAGUCUUUUGCCAGUGUUCAGAUUAUCAGGCUUAAAACUGUGACUUUUUAAAGUCACAGAAAACACAACAAUAGUGUUCUUAGGGUAACUCAUACACUUUGUGAUGAAUAAAGAGAUCUGAGAAAUGUUUCUUUAUUAUCCUUUUAGUAGCAGUUUCAGAAGCAAUCUUUUUUUAAAGAUUUGCCCAUUUUGUCGUCUUAUCUGGUCUAACUAGUCUUGUGUGUGUAUAGGAUGCAGGUGCUGGCCUCCUGGCUGCUGCCAUGAUUGCAGUGGUGCCUGGUUACAUCUCCAGAUCUGUUGCUGGCUCCUAUGAUAAUGAAGGUAAACACCUGAUGUUCAUGAUAAUAUUUUUUUUAAAGUAAUUAUGACUUGAAUUGGUCUGAAUCUCCUCUGUGCUAUCUCACUCAGGUAUUGCCAUCUUCUGCAUGCUGCUGACGUAUUACAUGUGGAUCAAGGCGGUGAAAACAGGGUCCGUUUACUGGGCCUCUGUGUGUGCACUGGCCUACUUCUACAUGGUGAGGAGUCCUGGAAAUAAGCGUAUUCUAUAUAAUUCAUAAUUCAGCUCUCUGAGGUCCUGAUGGAAGAUUUGUGUGUGUCUAGGUUUCCUCUUGGGGUGGCUACGUGUUCCUGAUCAACCUGAUCCCCCUCCACGUCCUGGUUCUGAUGCUCACAGGACGAUUCUCUCACCGCAUCUACGUGGCGUACUGCACUGUCUACUGCCUGGGCACCAUCCUCUCCAUGCAGAUCUCUUUUGUUGGUUUCCAGGUAGGGUGAACAAAUCUUAUCCUGAGUUACUCUCAACUUGUUUACAGAGAAACUGUUAAACAAAAAAAAAAUCCUCCCAUUUAUUGUUUUAUGAAAAAAAGUGCUCAUUUUAAAUUUGGUGCCUGCAGCAUGUUUACCAUUUUACUGCAUCACCUCUUCUUUAACUACUACCUGUUAGUGUUUGGGAACAGAGGAGACACUAAAAUACUGUCCUGUUCCUGCCUGCUACAGGAUUUCAGCUGCGCCGUGUCUGCUUUAUAUCGUUUUUGUCACAAUGCACCAAAUGUUUUGAUAGUUGACAAGCCAUGGCUACAGGCAGGCCAAUUUAUCACCCAGACUCUGUUGCUAUGGAGUCAUGCUGUUGUAAUGCAUGCAGAAUGUGUCCUGUUGUCUUGCUGAAACUGCAAAGUUUCCCCUGAAAAAGCCAUUUGUGUGGAUGGCAGUAUGUUGCUCCACAUUCCUCCCAUACUGUUCAGAAUGAAUGAAGCCCUCUCAGAUGUGGGCACAUGGACAACCUCAUACUAUCAAGGAUACUUUUAUACAGUAAGCUGAUAACACACCUCUCCUUUUGAGAGUGAAGGACAUGGCAUCCAUGAUUCUCUCGUCCUUUCUGAACAGAAAUCUGGUUUCUCUAAAUCUUUUAAUGAUACUGUACUUCAGACCAUGAAAUCCACAAACAAAGUCUCUCAUAGAGUGGUGAACCUCUUCCCAUCUUAACUUCUGAGAGGCUCUGCCUGUUUGGAAAGCCUUUUUUAUUUCCAGUCAUGUUAAUUGUUAUAAAUUAUCUUUUCAUUAGUAUGGAGAUGUUGGAGAUGUUCCUUCACAUGUUUGUUUUCACCGUGCUGCGGGCAUAUAUUUAAAAUUAAAAUACAUUUUUCAUAGAUUUUCUUUUUUUUUAAGUUCAACUUUGAUUUGUUGUCUUUUCUGUCUGCAGUAGAAUAUUGGCUUUACAAUAUUUGAAAACCCUCAAAAAUGAGUUUUAUCAACAUGUCGCAAAGCAUCCUAACUUUUUUUCAAAGUUUUUAAGUGAUAAAGGUAACAGGUGUUUCAUCUGUACUGUUGCACACAGCUCACCUCCCUUCCUCUCUCCUCUGUGUCAUAUCCAGCCGGUACAGUCUUCAGAGCACAUGGCAGCCUUCGGCAUGUUUGGCUUGUGCCAGAUUCAUGCCUUUGUGGACUACCUGCGCAGCAAACUCAACGCCCAGCAGUUUGAGGUUCUGUUCAAGAGCGUCAUCUCCCUGGUGGGCUUCAUCUUGCUCUCUGCGGGCGCUGUACUCAUGCUGACGGGUACGAUGAUUGAGACAGUCCUUGCGUAUAUUGACCUUGUAUAGCAAUCUUGUGUAUAUUCUUUCUGUCUUUUUUUGCUCUGUGAGAGAAAUUUCAGGAAAACUGUGAUUUGCUCUUGACUAUGACUGACCCAGAGCUAACUUUCCUCCAGGUAAGAUCUCUCCAUGGACGGGCCGUUUCUACUCUCUGCUGGAUCCCUCUUAUGCCAAGAAUAAUAUCCCCAUCAUAGCCUCUGUGUCUGAGCAUCAGCCCACCACCUGGUCCUCCUACUACUUUGAUCUGCAGCUGCUGGUCUUCAUGUUUCCAGGUGUGCACUCUGCAGCAAAACACACAAUCACUGUCUUUUCUGUACCGAGACAGCUUUCAGUUCAUGUGUUUGCCUUUAAAUGACGGUUGGAUAUCUUCCCUCUUCUUGCAGUUGGUCUUUAUUACUGUUUCAAUAACCUGUCAGACGCCAGGAUCUUCAUCAUCAUGUAUGGGGUCACCAGCAUGUACUUCUCAGCCGUCAUGGUACGUCCAGUUCAGCCUCAGUGAACUUGAUAAAGCCAGUUGUGUCUCGAGACAUCUAUUUUCACCUCUGCAGCAGUGUAAACAGAUUUUUUUUCUGCCCCCUCAGGUGCGUCUGAUGUUGGUUCUGGCUCCUGUCAUGUGCAUCCUGUCAGGUAUCGGCGUGUCUCAGGUGUUAACCACGUACAUGAAGAAUUUGGACGUUAGCCGGCCAGACAAGAAAACCAAGAAGCAGCAGGACUCCACCUAUCCCAUUAAGAACGAGGUAGGAGACCAGUUAAAGGUGCAGUAAGAGGGCGAUGUUUCCUGCAGUGCAUGUUCAAUGGACAAUAUGGAUUGAGAGGAUUUUUAUCCUUCUGUCUCUGAUCUUUUUUUUUAUGUUUUGUGGUUCUCUAGAGUUAAAGGCUUUCUUUAGUUCAAUAUUUUUACACAGACACAAAUCAUGUACAGAAAAGAGAAGCAAAGGGAAACGGGGAAAAAAAAGUUGAAGAUAACUUGGCUUUAAGAUGAGAGAAUACAGUAGUGGUUGGCUGAUAAACAGCACUUAGAAGUAGCUUUCUAAGCUAAGCAGUAAAAGAUGCCUCUCUUUUGCAGUUUGUUCUGCUAUGCCAAAAAUCAAACUUAUUUUUUAUCAUCAGGGGCCUUAAAAUACUCUUGAACUCUUUGAUUUCAAUGUCAAAAAGUGUGCAGCAACCCUAUUUUCUUGAUACUGAGGGUAGCGAAGAGAUCAGACUAAGAUCAGAUGUUUUGUUGGCCUUUAAAAAAAAAAAGGUAUUUAGGGUUAAAGCUCCAGUUAACAACCAUGUCCACUGACACUGGUCCCACAGAGAGUGUAAAACCCUAAAACCCGUGUUUCAUGUCCUUGUCCUCGUAGGUUGCCAGUGGGAUGAUCCUGGUCAUGGCCUUCUUCCUCAUCACAUACACCUUCCACUCCACUUGGGUGACCAGCGAAGCUUACUCCUCUCCAUCAAUUGUCCUGUCAGCCCGCGGAGGAGACGGCAGCCGCAUCAUCUUUGACGACUUCAGAGAGGCUUAUUACUGGCUCCGCCACAACACACCUGAGGUCAGCCAUCCACCCAUGAAAGAAGUUAUUCAUUUACAACUAUUAAGAUUUCCACCUCAGGCUUCAUGUUGUCCGACUUACUGAUAAACUAAUGCAUCAUCAUAGAUGCUGAAGAGCUUGACUCAGUUUUAUUGUGUUUUUGUAGGACGCGAAAGUCAUGUCAUGGUGGGAUUACGGCUAUCAGAUAACGGCGAUGGCGAAUCGAACUAUUUUAGUGGACAACAACACGUGGAACAACACACACAUCUCCAGAGUUGGACAGGUGAGCCAAGUCGCUCAGUGGAUGUUGGUGUUUAUAAAGAGCUGCUGUGUUGAUUGAGCUGUUUGUUGUUCUUCAGGCGAUGGCGUCCACAGAGGAGCGGGCUUAUGAGAUCAUGAGGGAGCUGGACGUCAGUUAUGUCCUGGUCAUCUUCGGAGGACUGACGGGAUAUUCCUCAGACGGUACGUCCUUUGGAUCAGAUUGUUACACGUUGAGUUUAAACCUACAUGUCUACACACACCCUUCUUUACAGAGGCUUCCUCAAGGCCUGUUGUGCUCUUCUUUAAAGCAAUUUUGGGGGAACAUGUCACUCAUUCUGUCAUCUGCCCCCUUUACAGACAUCAACAAGUUCCUGUGGAUGGUCCGUAUCGGUGGCAGCACAGACACGGGCAAACACAUCAAGGAGCACGACUACUACACUCCCACUGGAGAGUUCAGAGUGGACCGUGAGGGCUCCCCCGUCCUGCUCAACUGCCUCAUGUACAAGAUGUGCUAUUACCGCUUUGGACAGGUCUACACAGAGGCCAGUGAGUAUCUGUUUAAAACCAGUGAGAAGAGUCACUGCUUUUACCCUGAAAUCAGAGGCAGUCUGUGGAUGAUCUAAAAAGGAGAACUGUAAAUGAUGCAGCUCCUUAGUUGAUGUCAUUUAAUUCUAUGUUUGAAUCAUAAUUACACAAAAGUUUUAACACAAACUUGAGCCAUUUUUAACCUAAUGAUGUGGAUGUUUUCUGCAGAGCGCCCUCCUGGUUACGACAGAGUGAGGAACGCUGAGAUUGGAAACAAAGACUUUGAGCUGGAUGUGUUGGAGGAGGCCUACACAACAGAGCACUGGCUCGUUAGGAUAUACAAGGUAACGUGGUCUCCUGUUCUCUUAUGUAUCAGGUACUUCAUAGUCUAUUAUUCUUGUUUUGUAACUUCAUAUUAUUCUAGGAAAGAUCACAUAUAGUCUUAGGUGGAAAAUUAAGGAAGUAUCGUUUGAAGACCUGAAAAAUCAAGGCUGAAAUGUUCAUAGCACCACAAAAUAGGUCUUUCCCUACAUUCAGAAGCAAAUUUUGAACUCCAAACAACUGUAAUUCAACAGAUCUUUUCACUAAAUCUUGUGUUUCGUGUUCUAGGUUAAAGAUCUGGAUAACCGGGGUCUCUCGAGGACAUAAAACCUUCAAACUGCAAUGAAUGGAGCCUCUUAGCGCACAGCACUGAACACCUUCCCCUGUGGUCUGCAGAUGAGCGAGAAAGAAUACUUUUUAUACUUUUGUUUGGGGGGAAGAAAUUUGCAUCCAAGAGAUUUCGUUUUGGUUUCGUUUUUGUGGAUGAUUUUGAUUUUUUUAUUUUGUUAUAAUGAAAUGUCUCAUCUGGAAUCAGUGGGAGUGGGUGUCAAUCAUCCAGUCUGAUGUCAGGAAGUGAAAUUUUGUCAUGAAGCGUUCAAAAGAAAGCAGUGUUCAUUUCAGGGCGCUUUGGAUUUUUACAAUGUGGUCAAUAAAAGUGGGGUUAUACACAACCAAGCUGCUGUUUGCCUCUUUUUACUCAAAAAUGUUCUUUCAAAAAAGUUACACAAUGAGGGCAACUGAAAACUUACUGAAAUACAGUUUCCGUCUCAAUUUUACAAAAAGUUCAAUGUCAACAUCAACAAACCUUUAAGUGUACCUUUGAUAAAAGGUAAGUAUUUUAAGAUAUAAUUUUCUGACUUCAUUUGUGAUAAUAAAAUUAAGGGGAAUAAACCAAGUUUUCUGCUCAUUUAUGUCUACAAAGCAAAAGUUCUGUAGGACUAUUUCACAUGGUGACAUUUCUGUUAUUAAAGACAGUUUCUAACAUG